Molecule: messenger RNA, 1059 nt
Organism: Thecamonas trahens ATCC 50062
Lineage: Eukaryota; Apusomonadida; Apusomonadidae
Product: serine/threonine protein kinase
Exons: 1
Coding region: 187-1059 (290 amino acids)
Biological process (GO): protein phosphorylation
Molecular function (GO): protein kinase activity; ATP binding
Source: RefSeq, a predicted model, not a curated record
CCCAUCCUCGCGCCCGACGCAAGCAUAGCAGCCGACGCAGCGGUAGACGACGGUGGCAACGAUGGAGCUACCGAUGUCACCGAGUUUACACGCGAGGACGAGAACAACAUUUUUCUACUCAACGACGACUACAUCUUCCGCGAGCGGAUCCACACCGGGACUGACGUCGUCGUCUACCGCGCCUACAUGCGGGCCCAGCCCGGCGAGGCCGAGUUUGGCUCGCACCGCGGCCCGGAGGUUGCGGUCAAGGUCAUCCGCGAUCCCGAGUACUUUGAGUACGUGGCGCGCGCCGAGGAAAAGGCCACCCGCGCGUCGACCACCUCUGUCGACGCCCUUCGCCCGCCGCUGCCUGUCCAACUGAUGCAGGCUGCUGCAGCUACCGCAUCGCUUCUUGACCUCCCGCAGGUCCCCAUCAUUCCACUCGUUUCGUGGCAUGCCAUGCCCGAGACCGAGUGCUUUGCCACCGUCACGCCGUUCAUCCAUGCCCGCGGCGUCGACUGCGACUCGAUGGCUGACGUUGCCCACUACAUUUCGGCCGUGCUCACCGCGCUCUCCAUCCUCCACGACGCUGGCAUCAUUUACCGCGACGUCAAACCCGACAACGUGGUCAUCGACGCCGACACCUCGGCCGUCUAUCUCAUCGACUUUGACAUCUCCACCUUUUACAACACCCGCCACGGCCACUACUCGUGCAUCGGGACGCAUGGGUACAUGGCGCCCGAGGUUGAGGCCAUGGACACGGUUCAUGACGACGACGAGGACGACGAGUCGUUCUUCUCGCGUGUCCGAGGCUACACCCUCGCUGCAGACAUGUACUCGGUCGGCGUCAUGCUCGGCGAGUGUCUCUUUUCUGACACUCUCGACGACUUUGGCGUCCGCUCCAACCCCGCCACCAUCGAGGCUCUGCUCGCUGCUGCCGCCGCCGAUCCUAAUGCAUUUGGCGGCAGCAAGGUCCGGCUUGCCGCCGCCGACCUUGCCCGUCAACUGCUCGCCCCGGUCUCAGCCGACCGUCCCUCGGCCGCCGCUGCCCUCACCCACGCCUUUUUCAAGCUCGCAUGA